This is a messenger RNA of Prorocentrum cordatum, 503 nucleotides long. The record is from the annotation of a GenBank genome assembly. NCBI's taxonomy places the organism in Eukaryota, Dinophyceae, Prorocentrales, Prorocentraceae.
GUGGGCCUGAUGGAGCCUCCGACCGACACGCGGCCCCCCGAGGUCGGGGCAGAGGUGUCGGCGAGGCGGGCCGAGUGGACCGAGUGUCUCAUCAACGAUCCGGUCCAGGGCGGCGAGGCUGGUGGCGGCGCGCUGCGCGUCGAGACGUGGGUGUUCCGCACGACGACUUUGGCGAUUUCGAGCGGCUGCUGAAGCUUCGAGGCGGUACUUUCGUCGGCAGCGGCCACGCGGUGCGCUGCCGGGAGCGCCAGGUGGACGAGCAGAUGCGCUGCGCCGAGUGCGUCCGCCUGCUGCGGGGUGGCUUCUACGGCAGCCUCGGCGUCUCCGUGCCGGCGUACCCCCCGCAGCCUGAGGCCCUGGGCUGCCUGGCGCUCUCGAAGCUCAUCGACAUGCCCGCGCCGGCCACGCACGAGGACGACAGCGGCGACUGGGACGGGGACGAGGGCCGGCAGACCGCCUUCUGCAACUCGGUGAACGCUCGCUUCGAGAAGAUGGACGCGUAG